CUGAUCUGGCGCAUUUCAAAUAAGCAAAAAAUAUUUCCAACCAAAACAUAAAAUCAAUUUAAGUCCAGACAAAAUUCGAAUUUCCUUUUUUCGAACGUGUAUCCUUUUUCGAACGUGAAGUCUCUUUCGAACGUGAAGCCUUUUUCGCCGAAAUAAAAUUCAAGCACGCACGCAAGAUGUUGACUUUGUGCAAAGUCGCGACGACACUCCUAAUGCUACUUCUCCUCAGCACCAUCCAAAUUCCAUAUAUCACCGCACAAUCGAGCUCAGAAACAGUGCAAGGCAAGGGAAAAGCGAUUAUUUACAAGCCAGCAAUUAUACGUACCGAAUUACGUUUUGGACGCAAUUUGGAUCCGGAAAAAGUACGCUCAGUUAAUGUCAAAUCAAAUACCGGAGAAGAUGUUGAAAUACUCGUUGGUAAGGAUAGCCAACGCGGGCGUGCUGGAGGUAGUAGCAGUUUCUUUGUUAAAAGUGCAGAUGUACGACCAUCAUCAACUACCGAACGCACACCUCGCAGCCUCAAUGAUACCGCCAACUUCGAGAAGCAAGCAUCUCUGGAAAAAUUGCUAAAUCUUUCGCAUACAUCAACGCUGCUGAAGCAGAGUGAAUUGGUGCGUCAAGCGAAAGCUUAUAAUCAGCGCAAAGCAGAAGUUGAACUGCGUCAGCAACAGAAAGCAGAAAGUGCAUUGCAAGAAAGUGCAGUCGUUGUCAAUAGCGGUAGGGGACGGCACGGAAGAAAAUUGAAAUACACUACAAAUGAUUUCCCUGUACAACAACCAAUAAAUCAAAUGUACUUAUCACAACCACAAUAUACGAAUGAAAUGCAAUUUGUACCACAACAAAGUACUGCCACAACACCAGAACUGCAAUAUCAACCAUAUUAUAUACCAUUGGAACGCACCAAUAACUUUUCAUUCCCAAGCGAUAGUAAAACUACCGAUCUCAGUCAAACACAACAACAGGCACAAGUACCACAAAAACGGAAUUGGCAGCCUGCUGAUGUUCACGACUUACGCACCCGUCAACUACGUCAAACAGCGGCAGAUAUGGUGCCAUUCCGUUUCCCAGUUGAAUAUGAUUUUCAACCAUUAUACACUGAUGAAUCACAAGGUAUAGAUGAUCUUUACAGUUCCAGACAAUCUCGUUACUAUAUUAAUACCGGCGAACGCAAUAGUAGGCCGCACAAUCUCAUUACGAAAAAUAAUUAUUUGCCUUCUAAAGCAAAACAAACAAAUUAUUCACAUAUCCGCCUACCAGCUGCUGUAGUUGUCAGUACUUCAACAGCUAUCGGUAAUUCCAAUCCACCAGUUCCAAGUCAAACAAAUCAUAACAUUAUCACAGCUGCUUCAUCGCCUGCUUAUGCACAAAUAAAUAAACAUACACAGUAUCACGACGAACCAAUAACACAAUCACAUCCAUCAAAAAAAUGGCAACCACUAAAGCAAACACAAUCAACCAGAUUGGGUCAACUUUCUAAACCAGUACAAUCCACACAGCCAUUACGACAAACACAACAAGCUACACGACCCGUCCAAUCUGCCAUUGUCGAUGGUCCUGCAAUUACUCUCAUUGAAGGUGUACGCGUACCAGAUACACCCGAAGAUAGAGUGAAAACAUGGCGCAAUGCCAGAGUGCUAAAUAAUCAACUGGUGCCAUAUCCUGACGGCUAUACACCACCCAAAGUACAAAUUCAAACUUUCGAUAGUUGAGUUAAGACUGUGAACAAAACUACAUGAGCUGCUAGCCGUUCGACUUCUUCGCCCAUUUAUAAUUUAUUAUUAUAUUUUAUAUUUAGUAACUA
Messenger RNA from Teleopsis dalmanni, 1801 nucleotides. RefSeq lists its product as uncharacterized. The transcript has 2 exons. NCBI's taxonomy places the organism in Eukaryota, Metazoa, Arthropoda, Insecta, Diptera, Diopsidae. The record is from RefSeq and is a predicted model, not a curated record. Bases 177 to 1709 code for a protein of 510 amino acids.